UCUCUCUGAUAUAAUUGACGUUUAUGGUUAGGAUUGGCGUAAAGUACUAUAUCUCUGACUUGUAAGGUAUUGAAACAGAAAGAAGUUAAAGAAAUAAUAUAAGAAUCAAAGAUGGCAAGGGUGCCAGAUCAGGAACUGAAGCAAGCUUUUUCAAAGCUACAGGAAAAAAUGGUAGAUACCUCGCAGAAACUAAAAUUAGCUGAUAUGCAAAUUGACAAGUUGCGACGAACAAAACAACGGGCGGAACUCACCAUGAAAGAAAUAAGCUGCCUUCCUGGAAAUACAAGGAUAUAUGAAUCUGUUGGUCGGAUGUUUCUUCUAGAUGACAUUAGCAAUAUCAAGAAUAUGUUGGACAAUAGAAUGAAAACAUCAGAUGAGAAGAUCAAGACGUUAGAUAAUAAUAAAACAUAUUUACAAAGAAGCUUGAAAGAGAGCGAAGAUGACAUAAGAGAAAUGAUCCAACAAAGGCAAAACAAAGAAACAUCUGGUUGAAUGUUUUCACAGUUUUAUAUUAAACAACUUAAUACUACAAGCUUAAUUCUUCCUUUAUUCUGUUUUGACUAUUAUUUAAAAUAAAUAUCUGAAGUGACACAUUUUGUAUAAAACUUUCAUAUUUAUUGAUUUGGUCAAUUUUUCC
This is a messenger RNA of Harpegnathos saltator (Jerdon's jumping ant), 637 nucleotides long. It is a transcript of the gene Pfdn1, whose product is annotated as prefoldin subunit 1. Gene Ontology annotation, molecular function: protein folding chaperone. The transcript has 2 exons. Bases 112 to 492 code for a protein of 126 amino acids. The record is from RefSeq and is a predicted model, not a curated record. Gene Ontology annotation, cellular component: prefoldin complex; cytoplasm. Gene Ontology annotation, biological process: protein folding. Lineage: Eukaryota; Metazoa; Arthropoda; Insecta; Hymenoptera; Formicidae.